AUGGUAUUGGAAACACAUUAUUAUGAUAUGUUAUCAGUAUCACCUCUGGCAACUACCGAGGAGAUAUCCAAAGCGUAUAAAAAAACUGCAUUGAAAUGCCAUCCUGAUAAGACUAAUCAUGAUCCCAAACUAACAGAACAAUUUAAACAAUUAACUCAAAUAUAUGAAGUUUUAAGGGAUGAUGGUUCGAGGAAAAUCUAUGACAAGUAUGGGAAAGCUGGUCUUGAUGGACAAUUAAAUUCUCAACCAACAACUACCAGACCAAAUAAUUUCCAAUUCAGAAGUGCUAGAGACGUAUUCUCUCAAGUAUUCAGUGAAUUUAACACUAUGAAUCAACAAUUUGAUGACUUUAAUGGGUUCCCGUUUGGAAACAUGGGCUUUAAUUCAAUGCCGUUCGGAAAUAUGAACAAUAUGAAUAUGAAUGGUGAAAUGAAGAGAACUGUUAGACCAGCUCCUGGUCAAAGAUCAGAUAAACUCUUUAGAGGAAAGAAUAUCUUCCAUACAUGUAAACUAACUUUGGAUGAAUUAGCUCAUGGGAAGACCGUGAAGUUGCAAUUACCAAGGAGAACAAAAUGUGAUGUUUGUAAUGGAGAUGGAGGAUUCGACAAAACUCUGUGUAGAGUAUGUCAAGGGAAUGGACGAGUGGUUAUUACUAUGUCCAACCAAUUUUCCAAAUUUCAAGAAAUUGGUAGUUGUAAGGAUUGUUCAGGAACAGGAAGUGUUGUUAGUUCAGUAUGUAACAACUGUGAAGAUGGUUACCAUAUUGUUGAUAAAAUCCUUGAAUUGACAGUUUUACCCGGAACUAAAUGUGGGGAAGAAAUCAUCAUUAAACAAGCAGGUGAUGAAGGUAGAAACAUUAUACCUGGAGAUGUCAUCAUAAAGAUCAAGCAAAGACCCCAUGAUUAUUUGGUGAGAAAACUGAAUGAUUUAUACACCGAAGCCAAUAUCGAUUUAAAAACGGCUUUAUUGGGAGGAUAUAUAACUCUUAGAGAUUUCCUCAAACAAGGUGAAGAUUUAAGAAUAUUCAUCAACGUUCAUGGUAAACCUGAACUUAACGAACAUGAAUCUAUUCAACAUGGGGAAAUCUUAGGUACUAUAAAUCCAGGGAGUCCUAAGAUUGUUAGUGGAUUUGGUAUGCCCAUCAAUAACAAUGCCAUAGACGGUAUUUAUUAUCAAAGUCCUGACUCGAAAAUUCACACCAUAGACAAUUAUAAGAGAGGAGAUCUCUUCAUCAAGCUCAAUGUUCAAUUACCGAACGUUGAAGAUUUCAAGAAUGGAUUUGAUGAUUUGAGUGUAUUAACUAGAAUCUUACCCGAUAAGGAAGAACCUUCAGAAGAUCAAAGAACAAUUGUUGAUUCCCAUUUAAGCAACCUCCCAUUCACCUCAGCAUUCAAUAAAAAGGAAGGAAGUUUCUCCUCCACAUCAUCCAAUGAACAAGAUUCCAAAAGACCUAGAUUUUCAUGA
Yamadazyma jaroonii is the source of this 1464-nucleotide messenger RNA. The record is from the annotation of a GenBank genome assembly. NCBI's taxonomy places the organism in Eukaryota, Fungi, Ascomycota, Pichiomycetes, Serinales, Debaryomycetaceae.